AUGAAAUUAGCAAUUGCAAGGGAAGGUGGCAGUGCUUUAACUAUCAAACCAUACUUGGUCAAGUUCACUCUAGCGCGUCGUACAGCGACCGAUAAUAAUACAAAGAGCCUCAAACACCCCCUAAACCUCCCAUACAUCCUCGUCGAGAAGAACAGAAAAACCAAAAACGCCACUCAGAAACAACAGCAAAACAAGUGGAGCAUCAUGGAGAGACGGGUUCUGUGGUCGCCAAAGGCUAGAUUUCCCUCAGAGCUUAAACAGUUUCAGGCUUAUGUGGAGAAGAGGCAUGCCUUGGAGCACUUUUUGACGUAUGAAGAGUUCUGGCAAUGGAGUGUCGACAACUUGGAUGCAUUCUGGAAGGCCGUGUGGGAUUACUGCGAAGUGACUCACUCGGCAUCUCCAUCUGAAGUUUUGCAGACUGGUGUGAUGAUGGAUGAGAUACCAGAGUGGUUUAAGGGCGCACGUCUAAACUAUGCCCAAAACAUGCUGAAAUAUCGGGAUAACCACAUAGCAGUCAUUUCAACAGGGGAACAGUUGACUCCACACUCGCUUACAUAUGCAGAGCUGUAUGAUCAAGUGGAGAAGGUCGCUAAAUCGUUGCGCAAGUGUGGUGUGAAGGUCGGAGAUCGUGUUGCUGCAUUCCUCCCAAACACCGAAUACGCCAUAAUAUGCAUGCUGGCUGCUUCUGCCGUCGGUGCUGUGUUUUCAGGUGCAUCGCCAGAUUUCGGUGUGCAGGGAACACUGGAUAGAUUAGGACAAAUCGAGCCAAAGGUGCUGUUUUGCACGGAUACGGUGUUUGAAGAUGGAAGACACCAGUCUCAGAUUGAUAAACUGGAGGUUAUUGUGCAGGGAUUGCCGAGUCUGGAACAUGUAGUGUUUUGCCCUUUUGAUGGUGUUAUUCCAGAAGAGUCGUUUAAAGUGCCUAAAUCAAUGAGCAUGGACGCUUUCAUACAACUAUCCGCAGAAGACAGCGCUCCAUUCUACUUUGAACAGCUACCCUUCGAUCACCCACUCGUCAUCAUGUUUACUAGUGGAAGUACCGGCAAACCGAAAUGUCUUGUACAUCGUGCUGGUGGACUACUAUUACAGCAUCGCAAGGAACAUCUGAUUCAUACGUCCAUGUCACGAAAGGAUGUUUUCUUGUAUUAUACCACAACUGGGUGGAUGAUGUGGAACUGGCAGGUUUCUGCUUUAGCUGAAGGUGCAACUCUAGUUGUAUUUUCUGGUAAACCAUUCUUGCCAACUCCAGGAGUGCUGUUUAAGGUUGUUGAAGAUCACAAAGUAACCAAAUUCGGAAUCAGUGCCAAAUACAUACAAUCAAUACGUGAUGCAAGCCUCAACCCCUCCGCUUUAUACGACCUAAGCACUCUCGACACAGUCUACUCGACAGGCUCUCCACUAUCUCCGGAAGGAUUCGAAUAUAUUUACGCUUCCAUAUCAUCAACCGUCAUGGUAGCAUCUAUAACAGGUGGCACAGACAUCUGCUCUUUAUUCGGCGCACCAAACACAGAUCUCCCCGUCAUUUGCGGUCAGGUGCAAUGUAGAGGGCUUGGAAUGAGUGUUGAUGUAUGGGAUGAAGAAGGAAACUCAGUUAUUGACUCCCCGGGAGAGCUUGUUUGUACUCGACCAAUGCCAUGUAUGCCAAUUGGAUUUCUGAAUGAUUCAGAUCACUCAAAGUACCGAGCUGCAUACUUUUAUAAUUCCAAGUUUCCUCAUGUUUGGUGUCAUGGUGAUUAUGUCCAGCUUGACUCUGUGUAUGGGGGUUUGGUUAUGUUGGGUCGAAGUGACGGCACAUUGAAUCCUAAAGGAAUUCGAUUUGGAAGUGCUGACUUAUACAGAAUUGUCGAAGACUUCCCAGAAGUAUCUGACUCGCUUGCCGUUGGAUAUAAGAGUCCUAAGAGUGAAGACGAGAUUGUCGUACUCUUCUUAAAAAUGGAAGCUGCCUUCACAUUCUCUCCGGAAUUCGGAAACCUGAUCAAGCUACGGAUUAGAGAACAACUGUCUCCAGCACAUGUCCCAGCCAUCGUAAUGCCAAUCGACGACAUUCCAUACACAUUAAGUGGCAAAAAGACAGAAGUCGUAGUGAAACGGCUCUUGGCUGGAGUACCACCAGCAUCAGCCUCUGCCCUCCGAAAUCCAGAAGCCAUAAAAUUCUUUUCCGACUUGCAACUCGAUAAAGUCAUUUCAUCAGCACCAAUGGUACCAGCAGACGAUGAAAUCGCGAUGGAGAUAUCUAAAAUGGCAUCAACAGUCAUCAAUCAACCAAACUUGGUUGGUGGUGAUUUCUGCUUUGUUGAUGCUGGAUUUGACUCGUUGACAAUUCUACGCGUCAAGAUGUAUUUAGGUGAACGGUACCGAUACCUUAUUGAUGCUCAUGCUUUGCUGUUACCGGGCACAACACCAACGAGUGUCGCUAAAGAUAUAAGGGAAGCGUCAACUCGGAAGGCUGUGUACGGAGGUGGUAGUAGUGUAUUUGAAGGAAGUGAUGUCACGUUAACUGAAGCCAAAGGUGUACCGUCUCCAUUCUCGAUUACAGGUCCAAUCGUGCCUGUAGUAGAGUCAUCAUCGUACGAGCUUUCCUUGUCGUCACGUCGAAUGGCUGGAACGUGGGUGUCUGCUACAUUCUUGCAUCUGCCAAUCUUGCCCAACAUUCUUCGUUGGAGGGUAGCACACGAGUAUUUUGUGCAUUAUCUGGAAACUUUGCCAUUAGCUCGAGAUGGUGAAAGUGUAAAACAGGCUCGUUUGACUAUGGCGCUGACUAGAUUGGCUGAAUUGCAUCCACCAUUACGUACGCGACUUCAACACGUCGGUACUAAUAUCCUGUCAGAGACUAUUGCCAGUCUGAUAAUGCCGAUAAAGACUACUGCUAUACUGAAUGAUCCAGCAGCCUCAUUUACUCUGGUCAAAGUGCCCGAGCACCAAAUGUAUGACUGGAACGCUCUGCACCGUCUCGUCCAGCCCACUCUAUCUAAAGGUCGACAAAUGAUGGUCGCUGUAUGGAGUGAAAGCUGCUCGUUUAUUAUACUUGGAAUGGCUCAUAUGGCUUUUGACAUGGAAACACGAGCUAUCUACUUUAAUCAUCUGAAGCGAUUGUACAAGGACUUGGACAGAAAAGAUGUUUACCCAACGCGGCUGAUGGACUGGCCAUUCGUGCUAUCUGCAGCUCUAACACGAUUCCAGCCAUUACCAAACGAUACACCCAUCACCCGUAUAACAUCUAAAGUACCAAUCCUCACAACAAUGGACUACUUUACCAUCAAUGUCAAGAUUCCAAAGGGACAAUUGGCUACAGAGAUGAUGGCUGCUAGUUCAGUCGGAAUCUUGAAACUCAUUCAGGAUUCUACUACUAGUAAGGGCGAGUUCUCUAUGGGGUAUCUUGGAGUUGCUGAUGUUGCUAAGGAUGGAUAUAGUGGAAACGGUACAGUAGAAACAUACUCUGUCCUCAACUUGCCAAAGGACAUCAACCAACAAGAAUGCCUCGCUGUAUUCAAAACUCGCAAGACAUAUGUAGUGCUAGACCACCUCAAGCAUAUUAGACGAUAUGCCGGCAUGGUGUUUCUCAACUUGCGGGUUCGUUCAACACCAGAACCUGAAAUCCAAAUGAGAUCGCUAUGCACAAACAAGAUUUGGCCCAACAAUGGUGGUUCUCUUUGGAUGCAUUUUGAUAUAUGGCCUGAUUCAGAUGUAGUGAUGAUCUCGUUUUGGGUAUCGCAUAAUCUGAAGGGGGGUUUGCACAAGACGUUGGGUAGUCGUGUUCAGCAUUUCUUCCAUCAGUGGGGAAUGAAAUCGGAUAUGACUGUUAAUGGCUCAUUGCCAGUACUUGGCUGA
Messenger RNA from Synchytrium microbalum, 3828 nucleotides. RefSeq lists its product as uncharacterized. Gene Ontology annotation, biological process: lipid metabolic process. Gene Ontology annotation, cellular component: cytosol. Lineage: Eukaryota; Fungi; Chytridiomycota; Chytridiomycetes; Synchytriales; Synchytriaceae. Gene Ontology annotation, molecular function: acetoacetate-CoA ligase activity. The transcript is spliced from 15 exons. Bases 1 to 3828 code for a protein of 1275 amino acids. The record is from RefSeq and is a predicted model, not a curated record.